This is a messenger RNA of Paramecium octaurelia, 473 nucleotides long. The record is from the annotation of a GenBank genome assembly. NCBI's taxonomy places the organism in Eukaryota, Ciliophora, Oligohymenophorea, Peniculida, Parameciidae.
AUGGAGAUUCAAACCACUUAAAAAGCCCUAUAGCUGAUCUUAUAAACCAAGCAAAGUAACCAUUUUGGUUCAAAAAUUUAAUAUUCCGCCUUUCAAAGCUUCAAAAAAUAAAUAUCCCUUAAACAGUUAUGGAAUAAGGCUUAUUCUUCUUUUAAGAGGUUUUUUGAAGAAAAAAUUCUAGUAACAAAUAGCUUUAACCCAAGUUAUAUAUAUAAAAAUCAAUAAAGAAUGCAAUUUUUGAUUUAAGAAUAUAAAUAGAUUAACUGUUAGUUGAAAUUGAUGUAAUUUAAUAAACAAAAGAAUUUAUAUAAGAAAGUUAGGCAUAAGAUGAAAUUAAGAAUAAGAUGAUUCCUUCAACAGAAAUAGUGAAGAUUAACAUAAACCCAGGGGAGUAUGUUUCGAAUUGUGUAAAUGCUAUUUUACUUGCCAUUAUCCAUGCACAACUGCUGAAUCAGAUUAAAAAAGUGGUUGUU